UAGUUCGCGGCCUGUCCAGCAGGCGUCGCUCUUCAGAGCUCAGCUGUUAAACCGUAGAAGAAGAAGUGAAGGCGCUUCGGGGUGCAGAAUCAAAAUGUCUGCUCCGAAAACCAUCCCUAAAGACGCUCAGGUGAUGAUCCAGAUCCUGAAGGACAUGGGGAUCACCGAGUACGAGCCCCGAGUCAUCAACCAGAUGUUGGAGUUCACCUACAGAUAUGUGACGACCAUCAUAGAAGACGCCAAAAUCUACGCCACACAUGCCAAGAAGUCCAACGUGGACGCUGACGACAUCAAACUGGCCAUCCAGUGCCGCAUGGACCAGUCGUUCACCUCGCCACCGCCACGAGACUUCCUGUUGGAGGUGGCGAGGCAGAAGAAUCAGACUCCUCUCCCGCUCAUCAAACCUUACACUGGACCUCGACUUCCUCCAGACCGCUACUGUCUGACGGCGCCCAACUACAGACUCAAGUCCGUUCAGAAAAAGGUAUCGUCGUCUGCAGGCAGGAUAUCAGUACCUCGCCUCAGUGUUGGCGCCGUCUCCAGCAGACCGAGCACACCGACAAUCGGAACUCCGUCUGUCCAGUCUGUCACCACUAAAGUCGGAACUCCAGUGUCUCUGACGGGCCAGAGGUUCACCGUACAGAUCCCACCGCCCUCUCAGACGGCCUCCACCAAAACCACCACGCCGUCCACGCCUGCCGUCUCCAACGUCCUCAUCAACCCGUCUCUGAUCGGCUCCAAGAACAUCCUCAUCACCACCAACAUGGUGUCGCAGAACUCCGGCGCCGAGACGCUGAAGAGGAAGCACGAAGACGACGACGACUACGACGCUUUAUGACGGCGCGACUGAAGACAAAAUCGCUUUUUGUAAUUAAUCCCCUAAAAAGACCCCGGACACUGCUCAUCAGAAACUGAUCCAGCUCGUUAAGAACUUGUUGUGUUAGUUUUAGUUUUCUAGAAUUUGUUUAACCAGAGAGACGACACUCUUCACCGUCAGUGUUCAUGCUGGGAGUCGACCAGUAACACCAGUCUGCCGUGAUAAAGCUGGACUGGACUCACACAGAGGAAACCUGCUGAUGUUCCACUGAUUUACAAUAAACUACAUCCAAAACAAGAA
Messenger RNA from Acanthopagrus latus (yellowfin seabream), 1117 nucleotides. It is a transcript of the gene taf9, whose product is annotated as TAF9 RNA polymerase II, TATA box binding protein (TBP)-associated factor. Gene Ontology annotation, cellular component: SAGA complex; transcription factor TFIID complex. The coding region runs from base 95 to 838 and encodes 247 amino acids. Gene Ontology annotation, biological process: RNA polymerase II preinitiation complex assembly; DNA-templated transcription initiation. NCBI's taxonomy places the organism in Eukaryota, Metazoa, Chordata, Actinopteri, Spariformes, Sparidae. Gene Ontology annotation, molecular function: protein heterodimerization activity; transcription coactivator activity; RNA polymerase II general transcription initiation factor activity. The transcript has 7 exons. The record is from RefSeq and is a predicted model, not a curated record.